This is a messenger RNA of Phaethon lepturus (White-tailed tropicbird), 1019 nucleotides long. RefSeq names its product neuropeptide VF precursor (gene NPVF). Lineage: Eukaryota; Metazoa; Chordata; Aves; Phaethontiformes; Phaethontidae. The coding region runs from base 35 to 559 and encodes 174 amino acids. The record is from RefSeq and is a predicted model, not a curated record. The transcript is spliced from 3 exons. Gene Ontology annotation, biological process: negative regulation of gonadotropin secretion; neuropeptide signaling pathway. Gene Ontology annotation, molecular function: signaling receptor binding.
UCUGAGCUCUCUAAGUAAGCUUAAUUUGAGAAAAAUGAAAGUCAUUUCAACAAAGAAGUUUAUUCUAUUUGCUUUAGCUACAGUGGUCUUUCUAACAUCGAAUAGCAUUUGCCUAGAUGAACUGAUGAAGUCCAGUCUGCAGAGCAGAGAAAACGAUGAUGAUAAAUAUUACAAGAUUAAAGAUAAUAUCUUGGAAGAAAAGCAGAGGAGUCUCAAUUUUGAAGAAACGAAAGACUGGGGAUCAAAAAAUAGCAUUAAAAUGAACUCUCCUACAGUAAGCAAGUUGCCAAAUUCAGUUGCUAAUUUACCUCUUAGGUUUGGAAGAAAUUAUCCAGAAGAAAGAAGCAUUAAACCAAUUGCUAAUUUGCCUCUGAGAUUUGGGAGAGCUUUUGGAGACACCAUACCUAGGCAUGCUCCAAAGGUAUCACACAGGCUUGGGAGAUCUCCACAUGUUAAAAGUUCCAGUCAAUCACUUCUAAAUUUGCCACAGAGAUUUGGGAGAUCACUGCUUGUCAAUCUGUCUCAAGAUGUUCUCAAGGAAUCUCAACCAGGGAUAUGAAUUCUAACAGUUACGUUAAUACUGGAAUGAAAUAAUGAAGACAGAAAAUAAGAACUUGGAAAAGCUGCAAUGCAUUUUCAGUACUAAAGGUCAUGAAAAGGAAACACAUGAGAACUGAAAUGCAAACCUGUCUUCAUGUUAUGAAUAAUAUAUUUAUUAUGUAUAAACCCUUGAUGUAUAAGGCAAUGAUAAUUGUAGUGAUUGUUGUAGUAGUUUACUUCAGUGGCAAUGUAGUAUAAAUUCUAUUUACUUCUGUGUGACUUAUGUCCUGUUGGUUGAAAAACCCAGUUUCAGAACAAUGGCUGUAAUUGAAAGCAGUUUAAGCAAAAUUAAAAGCAGCAUAGUAUGAAUAAAGAAGCAUGGUACAAAUAAAAAGAAGCCUACAAUGUGAAUAACAAACAGAAGCAGCAUCAAAACUACCGGUACCUUUUGUGUCAUAUGCAGCUAAAUAAAAUAAAGU